This is a messenger RNA of Henningerozyma blattae CBS 6284, 2442 nucleotides long. It is a transcript of the gene SGM1, whose product is annotated as Sgm1p. The transcript has a single exon. Gene Ontology annotation, cellular component: Golgi apparatus; endoplasmic reticulum. The record is from RefSeq and is a predicted model, not a curated record. The coding region runs from base 1 to 2442 and encodes 813 amino acids. Lineage: Eukaryota; Fungi; Ascomycota; Saccharomycetes; Saccharomycetales; Saccharomycetaceae.
AUGUCAAGCAACAAAAAAUUAUCUUUGGAGGAAAGGCUAUCAUUAGCUGCCUCCAAAAAGAAAUCGAAAAAAUUAAAAAAUCUACUUAAACUUAAUCCUUCAGGAAUUCCCGUCGAUUCAACUGCAGCUCAGAUCCCCUUAGCUUCAAGCGUAACAUCUUCCUCUGAACCUAAUACCCAAGAUCAGUCACCUGCAUUAUCUUCACAAGAUAAUCAAUUUUCAUCUAAUGAAAAUAAUAACAAUGAAUAUACACCUUUAACUAAAAAAAAUAGCAUAGCUCAAGAUACAGACGAUACAAUAAAUAACAUCCAUGAAAUUGAGGAUCUAGAUUACGGAAAAAAACUAACAGAUAAUAGAACUGAUGAUUCCAAAAUAGAAGGUUCCAUAUCAGAUUCUAAUAACAAUUCAUAUCUUUCCACAAGUAAAGAUGCACAUACUGGACAGUUCGUAAACGAAAACUCUAGUGAAUUAACAUAUGCCCCCAAUUCAAAUCCAUUAGAAAAGCUAAGCUCUUUUGAAUUAUUGAAGAGCUGGCUACCAACCGAUUAUUUUAACUUAGAUGCUACUGAUAUUUUAAAAAUAUUAGAUCCUCAUUUGAAGAAAUUAUCUGAUAAUUUAAAAGUUGAACUUUCCAAAAAUAAUGAACUAGAGGUAACUAAUACCAGUUUAAGUCUAAUUAAGUUAAUCAAAGAAAAAGACGAAUUAAUCGAUAAACUAAGCCUUGAUAAUGAAAACCUGGCGAAAGAACAAUCAAAAAAUUUAAAUGAGAUUAAAAAUCUUAAAAAAAAUAUUAUUAAUUUAGAAAAUAAGAAUUCCAAUUUAAAUGAUGAGCAAAAUAAUUUAAAUAACGAUAUUAGAUUAUUGAAACUAAAAAAUGAUGAUCUAACCAAGAAUUUAAGAAACUUAAAUGAUGAUUUCAAAUCUUUUAAUGACUUAAAACUUUCAAUUGUUGAAUUAAAUCAGAACUUACAAGAAAAAGAAGAUAUUAUCAACCAAUUAACCGAUGAUAUAAAAGACCGUGAUGAAAAGAUUAGAAUGAACACCAGUUUAUUCGAAAAUGAAAAAGCUUUAAUUAGGGAUGAAAAGGAUAAAAUUCGGAUCACUUCACAAAACCAGAUUACUACUUUAGAAUCAGAUUUAGAACAUUUAAGAAUUCAACUCGAUGAACUAAGACUCUCCGAAGCCAAUAGAAACAAUGAUAAUAGUAACAGUGAUAUCGAGAAUAGCCCCAAUUUAGGUGAACAUAGAUUUAGCAAAUCAUUGCAAAUCUAUUCAGCAAAUGAAAAGCUUUUAAUUCUGCAAACUGAGUUAGAAUCUAGCAAAGAAAACUGGACUACAAUUGAAUUAGCAUUACAAUCAAAAAUCUCAAACUUAGAACAUGCAGUAAAUGAUCUUAAUUCACAACUUGUAAUUGAAGUUGAACAAGCUAAAAAAUCUAAUGUAACCAUUGCCGAUUUAAAUAAAAAACUUUCAUCAAAAGAAAUAGAAAAUAUUGAUUUAAUGACUACAAUUACUAAACUAGAAUCUCAAGUAAAAAGUUUAAACUUACUAAAGGACGAUAUUACAGACGACUAUAAGCUUUUGCAAAAAAAAUAUGAUAUACAAAAAAGUCAAUUAGAGCGUAAAUCCGAACUACAGUCUAAUAACUCUAUAUCCUCAUUAUCAACUUUAGAAUUAAUGCAAAAACAAGAUGCACAAGAUAACUCGAACACAAACUUGGAUGAUAAUUGGCUAUUACCACCAAACAUUUCUCAAUCGAGCAUAAGACAAUUUGAUGACAGUUUACCAUGUAUCAAUGAAUAUGCCAACAAUUCAGAUGAUGAAAACAUUAAUACCGAUGAGAAUAGUACUCUAGAAGUAUCAUUAAAUAAUCAUUCCAGUAAUGACCUAGACGAUACUGAAAAUGAUUGUAAUACCCAAAAUAUUCCUGAUUUACCAGACUCACCAAAUAGAAUGCUGUUUGUUGAUACAAGUGACAUGCCGGAGGACGCUAGUGAAUUACAGGUGAGGAGUCGUAAAGAGGCGCCAUCUACUCCAGUUUCUCAAUCUUUUCAAUUUCGCAAACCAACUACUCAAAUCCAAGCUUCAACUCAAAUGAAUGCUCAGAUGGUUAGCAGGUUAGGAGCUGAAGUAAGAAGAUUAGAGACAGAAUUGGAGUCUCUAAAAGAGACUUGUACUAAACUUCAAGAAGAGAAAAGAAAAGCAAAUGAUGAAAUACUGAAAUUAUUAGAUGCUAAUGAGAAAGUAGAGAGUAUAAAAAUUGAGAAAUCUAGAUUAGAAACUAUGUCUGAUGACUUACAAAGAAAGCUAGAAACUUCAUUACAACUUUUAGGUGAAAAAACAGAGCAGGUUGAAGAACUAAAGAAUGACGUAGCUGAUUUAAAGGAAAUGCUUCACCAACAAGUUCAACAAAUGGUAGAGAUGCAAGAGAACAGAAGAUAA